This is a messenger RNA of Copidosoma floridanum, 633 nucleotides long. RefSeq lists its product as uncharacterized. The record is from RefSeq and is a predicted model, not a curated record. NCBI's taxonomy places the organism in Eukaryota, Metazoa, Arthropoda, Insecta, Hymenoptera, Encyrtidae.
AUGCUCUGGCUCCUACUUGCGUCGAUCGCCCUCCUGCUCGAUUCACCAGCUACCGGCACUCUAAGCGAGUCUCGCGCCCAACUCGAGAGCAAAAGGGAUCUUCCAUCUCCACCACUGGUUUACCCCUUCGGAGGAACGUUCAAGCUUGUACUGGGCGUCUCGAUGCCGAUCAGCAUGCCCGGCCGGAUCUUUGUCUACUCCCAGGGCUUCCAGUUUCAGUUUCCGCUGCCCCAAAACGCGACUUUCUUCAGCGACUACUUUGCCCAAAAGAAGCCGCAGCGUCGACGCAGACGGAGCGACGAAACCUCGCUCUUGGCGGAGCGGUCCGUCUUUUAUCGGCUCCUCGAGGAAGAGGUGCGCAGACAAGGGGGUCCAGGCAGGGACUGCCUCAAGCGGAGCAUGUGCGAGUACGCCGAGUCGCCCUUCCAGGACGAAAGCCUCGUGGGCGAGAUCCUCCACGUGCUGCUCACUCCCGACUACGGGGCCAAUUCGGGCGUCGAUGGAGAGUACGCGGAGGCAGCGGGGGUGGGCAGGUCCGGCGGCGACUGCUCCGCAACCUACGCCUCUUGCCCAGCUGGAUUCGGCCUUCUGGAUCACAUAACUCGGGUCUUCGAGGGCACCGAUAACAACUGA